UGUAGUCAGCAUUAGGGAAUCAUUUAUUAGUAAUUUCUGUCACACAGUAAACCUUUCUUGAAAAUGUAAUGUCCGUAAAGCCCCACAAAUGAAUUCUGUUACGAACUCGGUUUUUACUUGUGUGGGUAGGUAAGAAGUCAAGUUUGAAACAAGUUACGAAGAAAAGAAGAGCCAGUUUUGUUUCUAAUAUAAGAAUACUGAUGUCUGCAGACGUACAGAGUAAAACCUUGAGUGACAAGACUGAAGGACCUUGUUUCAGUCUGGUGCACCAAGCCAGCCCUGAGGACAAUAUGAAGAGCUCUGCAUUACUACAAGAAGAUGGAGCAGUCACCUUAGUGGGAUGUGACUUGGUGAGGUCCUGUGGUCUCCGCUGUGUAGCCUGAAGACGAGACAGUUCCCCUGGCCUCCUCCUUACCGCUUCUCCUCCGAAGGAGCCCAAGGCUGGCUGAGUCCAGGAGUGCAGUGUUAUUUAAAUGGCCUUGGCACUGCCUCUUGUUUUCUCACUGGCUCUUUGUUCCAGCUGAAAGAUUUUUCUUUUUGGUCAAACCUUUUUGGUGUCAUAUUCCUCUGUGCAUACUGUGGAAUAUUCACUGGAAAUACCACCCUCUGAACCAAAGCAAAUUCAAUGGUAUCUUACUGUUAAGGAUUAUAGCCCCCCACCUACCUGUGCAGCCUACAAUGAAUCCCCUCUGCUGUUGGGUGAAGGUGCAUUUGCUGCUCAGUACUUUUCUAGGCCUCUGUUUGGGCCUGGAGUUUAUGGGGGCUCCAGGCCAGUGGGCUCGCUACCUUCGCUGGGACGCCAGCACCAGAAGUGACCUGAGCUUUCAGUUCAAGACAGACUCAUCUACCGCCCUGCUCCUCUAUUUUGAUGAUGGGGGCUACUGCGACUUUUUACAGUUAAUGGUGGUGGAGGGGAAGCUACAGCUGCGAUUCAGCAUUGACUGUGCCGAGACCACAAUCGUCUCUGACAAGAGGGUCAACGACAGCAACUGGCACUUUGUUAUGCUCAGCAGGUACAACCUGCGGACUGUCCUGAGUCUGGACAGUGAGACAAAGGCCGCAGAGGUCAGACCGCAGCGGCAGUACAUGAAAAUUGUCAGUGACCUGUUUCUGGGGGGUGUCCCACAGGACAUUCGCUCAUCAGCUCUGACGCUGCCCCUGGUGAAAGAACAGCCACCAUUCAAGGGAGUUAUUAUGGACUUUAAGUACAGUAACCAGGAGCCCAGACUGCUCAGCAGCCAGAGAGUGGGCCUAGACAUGGAGGGCCUCUGCUCGGAGAAUCCCUGUGAGAACGGGGGCAGCUGCUCUGUGGUGGAUGGGGAGCCCCUCUGCGACUGUUCUAAAACCGAGUAUGUUGGUCGCUUCUGCAACCAAGAGGUGAACAGUGAGCCAGGUUUCUCUCACAUGAUGAUGGCAGAACAAGCCAAAAAAGCCAGAGAAGAAAAUGUGGCAACCUUCCGGGGUUCGGAGUACUUCUGUUACGACCUGUCGCAGAACCCAAUCCAGAGCAGCAGUGAUGAAAUUACGCUCUCCUUCAAGACCUGGCAGCGCAAUGGUCUCAUCCUGCACACGGGCAAGUCAGCCGACUAUGUCAACCUGGCCCUGAAGGACGGCGCUGUCUCCCUCGUCAUCAACCUGGGUUCCGGGGCCUUUGAGGCCAUUGUCGAGCCUGUCGACGGCAAAUUCAACGACAACGCGUGGCAUGAUGUUAAAGUCACACGCAACCUGCGCCAGGUGACAAUAUCUGUGGACGGUAUCCUCACCACGACCGGAUACACACAGGAGGACUACACCAUGCUCGGCUCUGAUGAUUUCUUCUAUGUCGGAGGCAGCCCAAGCACAGCCGACCUGCCGGGAUCUCCAGUCAGCAACAACUUUAUGGGCUGCUUGAAGGAGGUUGUUUACAAAAACAACGACAUCAGACUAGAGUUAUCCCGGCUGGCCAGGAUUGUGGACCCCAAGAUGAAGAUACAGGGUGACGUGGUGUUCCGGUGUGAGAAUGUGGCCACUCUGGAUCCCAUUUCCUUUGAGACCCCCGAGGCUUACAUCAGCCUGCCCAAGUGGAACACCAAGCGCAUGGGCUCGAUCUCCUUCGACUUCCGUACCUCGGAGCCUAAUGGCCUCAUCCUCUUCACCCACGGCAAACCACAAGAUAGGAAAGAUACACGUAGUCAGAAGAACACCAAGGUGGACUUCUUUGCCGUAGAACUGCUUGACGGCAGCCUCUACCUAUUACUGGACAUGGGCUCAGGGACCAUCAAGGUUAAGGCCACACAGAACAAGGUCAAUGAUGGUGCCUGGUAUCAUGUAGAUGUACAGCGGGAUGGGAGAUCAGGCACCAUCUCAGUGAACAGUCGCCGCACACCCUUCACGGCCAGCGGGGAGAGCGAGAUUCUGGACCUUGAGGGAGAUAUGUACCUUGGUGGGCUUCCUGAGAACCGGGCAGGGCUCAUCCUUCCCACAGAACUGUGGACAGCCAUGCUCAACUAUGGCUAUGUCGGCUGCAUCCGAGACCUGUUCAUCGAUGGCCGCAGCAAGGACAUUCGGCAGAUAGCAGAGGCCCAAAAUGGGGCUGGGAUCAAGCCCUUCUGUAACAAGGUGCCAGGAAAGCAAUGUGAGAGCUACCCCUGCAGGAACAGGGGUGUCUGCAAAGAGGGGUGGAACAGGUUCAUUUGUGACUGCACUGGCACUGGCUACUGGUCCAGAACAUGUGAAAGAGAAGCCUCCAUUCUGAGCUACGAUGGGAGCAUGUACAUGAAGGUGGUGAUGCCCAUGGUGAUGCACACGGAAGCGGAGGACGUGUCCCUGCGCUUCAUGUCACAGCGUGCCUACGGACUUCUCAUGGCCACCACAUCCCGCGAUUCAGCCGACACACUGCGGCUGGAACUGGAUGGUGGACGCGUCAAGCUCACGGUCAACCUAGACUGUAUCAGGAUAAACUGUAACUCCAGCAAAGGACCAGAGACGCUGUAUGCUGGACAAAAACUCAAUGAUAAUGAGUGGCAUACAGUUCGGGUGGUCCGGCGGGGUAAAAGCUACAAGCUCACGGUUGACGAUGACAUGGCUGAAGGUCAGAUGGCAGGUGACCACACCCGCCUGGAGUUCCACAACAUUGAGACUGGGAUCAUGACAGAGCGUCGCUUUGUCUCCAACAUCCCAUCCAGUUUCAUUGGUCACCUGCAGAGUCUUAAGUUCAAUGGCAUGCUCUACAUUGACCUGUGCAAAAACGGGGACAUUGACUUCUGUGAGCUCAAUGCUCGUUUUGGCAUGCGUUCCAUCAUUGCUGACCCUGUCACCUUCAAGACCAAGAACAGCUACCUGAGCCUGGCCACGCUGCAGGCAUACACCUCCAUGCACCUCUUCUUCCAGUUCAAAACCACCUCCCCCGAUGGCUUCAUCCUCUUCAACAGUGGGGAUGGCAACGACUUUAUUGCUGUCGAGUUGGUGAAAGGGUACAUCCACUACGUGUUCGACCUGGGUAACGGACCCAAUGUCAUCAAGGGCAACAGCGACAGGGCUCUGCACGAUAACCAGUGGCACAAUGUUGUCAUCACCAGGGACAACAGCAACACACACACGCUGAAGGUGGAUGCCAAGGCAGUGAGUCAAGUUGUCAAUGGUGCCAAAAACCUGGACCUGAAAGGUGACCUCUACAUUGCUGGGUUGGGUCCAGGCAUGUACAGUAACCUGCCCAAGCUGGUGGCCUCCCGUGAUGGUUUCCAGGGCUGCCUGGCCUCAGUGGACUUGAAUGGCCGCCUGCCAGACCUGAUAAAUGACGCUCUCUUCCGCAGCGGGCAGAUUGAGCGUGGAUGUGAAGGCCCCAGCACCACCUGUCAGGAGGACUCAUGCGCCAACAUGGGCAUCUGCAUCCAGCAGUGGGAGAACUACACUUGCGACUGCUCCAUGACUACCUACUCUGGCACGCACUGCAAUGACCCUGGAACCACUUUCAUUUUUGGAAAAGGGGGAGGCCUCAUCACAUACACAUGGCCAGCGAAUGACCGGCCCAGCACUCGCACCGACCGCCUGACCGUGGGCUUCAGCACCUCGCUCAAGGACGGCAUCCUGGUUCGCAUUGACAGCGCCCCUGGCCUAGGAGACUACCUCAUGCUCCACAUUGAGCAAGGCAAGAUUGGCGUCACAUUUAACAUUGGGACAGUUGACAUCAGCGUGCGUGAGAGCAGUAUUCCAGUGAAUGAUGGGAAGUACCAUGUGGUGCGUUUCACAAGGAACGGAGGCAAUGCAACACUGCAAGUGGACAACUGGGCAAUCAAUGAGCACUAUCCCACAGGCAGCAGUGAUAUUGAGCGCCUUCAAUUGGCUAAUAAGAAAAUCCCGUUCAAAUAUACCCGGCCCGUAGAAGAAUGGCUACAAGAGAAAGGCCGACAGCUAACAAUCUUCAACACCCAGGCAACCAUCACGAUUGGAGGGAAUGACCGUGGAAGGCCGUUCCAAGGCCAGCUCUCAGGCCUGUACUACAAUGGGCUUAAGGUACUGACCAUGGCAGCGGAGGGCAACCCCAACAUCCGCAUAAAUGGUAGUGUCCGCCUUGUGGGCGAAGUGCCAUCUGUCCUGGGUUCGGGUACCACCACUUCUGUUCCUCCCGAGAUGUCCACCACCUUCAUUGAGACCACAACCACCAUGUCUACAACCACUGCCCGCAAACACCGCUCAUCACCUACCAUCCAGGGGUCGCCAAAGACGACAGAGGACAUGGUAUCUUCGGCAGAAUGCUCCAGUGAUGACGAGGACCUGGAGGAGUGUGACUCAGGACAUGCAGGAGGCGAGUUAGUAAUCCCUGUACUUGUAGAAGAUCCCUUACACACUCCUCCUAUAGCCACUCGUGCACCCUCCAUCCCUCUCCCCACAACCUUCCGCCCCCUCCUCACCAUUACUGAGACCACCAAAGAGUCCCUGUCCGUGGCCACUGAGGCGGGCUUACCUUGCUUGUCGGACCAAGGCGCCGAUGAUUGUGAUGGUGAUGGCUUGGUGAUAUCUGGGUAUGGCUCAGGGGAAGCAUUCGACUCUAACCUGCCCCCUACUGAUGAUGAAGAUUUUUACACCACCUUCUCCUUGGUAACAGAUAAGACCUUGUCAACGUCGGCCUUUGAAGGGGGCUACAAAGCUCACGCGCCUAAGUGGGAAGCCAAGGACUUUAGACCUAACAAAGCCGCCGAAUCUGGUAGGACUACUACCACAUCUUUGUCCCCUGAGCUGAGUCGCUCCGCAACCUCCUCCACGCCCGAAACACUGCCCAAACUGCCUGCAGGCAAAAUGAAUAACCGAGAGCUAAAACCCCAGCCAGACAUAGUCUUGCUUCCAUUGCCCACUUCCUAUGAGGUAGACAGCACAAAGCUGAAGAACCCAUUAAUAACCUCCCCCAUGUUCCGUAAUGUACCCACAGCCAACCCCACGGAGCCGGGCACCAAGCGGGUUCCGGGGGCCUCAGAGGUGGUCCGUGAGUCUAGCAGCACCACAGGGAUGGUCGUCGGAAUAGUUGCUGCAGCCGCCCUGUGCAUCCUCAUCCUCCUGUACGCCAUGUACAAGUAUAGGAACAGGGACGAGGGCUCCUACCAGGUGGACGAGACCCGCAAUUACAUAACUAACUCGGCACAGACAAAUGGCGCGGUGGUGAAGGAGAAGCAACAAAGUGCAAAGAGCAGCAACAAGAAACAGAAAAACAAGGACAAGGAGUAUUACGUGUAAAAUGUCCUCAGAGAGAAGUACACUGAAUAACAGUAACUGCAUCAGGAGCUGCAGAGUGAAGAAGAGGGAACAUGAAGAAGCUUGUUACUGAGUCACUGAACUAUGAAAUGUACUGUAAUAUAAAGCACACUUACUUAUUGUAAGCAUACCGAGAAGGCUAAUAGCAACAUUAGUGAUCUUAAUCUUCUAUCUGGCCUGAGACAUAAUCAGUGUAGAAUACUUCACAGUUACAUGAUUAAAGUGACUUUUAGAGGUAUGUGAUCCUUGGCGUAAACCUUGUUUUUUGUAACCCUGUUAAAAAAAAUAAUAAUAAUAAAAAAUAUCAUAACUUUGGCCAUUUCAAGCAUGUAUGCGACAUGUAGCGCUGGCAUCUUUACAAGUGUGGGUCAGAAAACAAAGAUCAUUGUAGAAGUCAAAGAAAAAAAAAAGACUUUUGCCAUAAAAAAGACAAAUUUGUAUUUGUACUACAUUAUGAAGUGUGGUGUCUUAUCAUACAUUAAAACAAAGUGAGAGAACUGGUAAAGACAGAUUUCAGAUGAUCUCGCAGCACUGUUUACUGAAGCCAAUUCUCUCCAUCAUACAAGUGACAAUGAAAAGUAAGUGGAGAGCAGCAGUUCUUUCUCGUCUCGGUAGAGCACUUGAUUGUAAUGCAUGCCAUCCUAGUGCUACACGCUCCUCAGUCUCACUUGAACAGAAGCACCAGGCCAAACUGCUGUUCAUCAAAGCAUCAACCCUUCUUUCUUCUUAAAACCACAACCAAGACAAGAGCCCCAGACAUUUCCAGCCAGUGCUGGUUCUAACUUGCACAGCCUUCUGUGGUGAUUCAUCCCUUCCCUUUGUGUUUCUUACCAAGCUGCUGUGACAGGAAGGAUCUCAGUGUCUAAUGGAGGACUGUGACAGUACUAGAGCACUGUUCAGGAUAUCAAUACAGAAAUAAAUCUAAUGUGAAAAGUGUGAAUUUUAUCUUAUGUCACAGUCAACUGUGUCAAACAACAAAUUUGUUUACAUAUUUUAUUACAUUAUAGCUGUUGUACUUUGUAGGUAGAUAUUGUACAUAACAUUUAAGUUGUAAUUUUUUUAGUAAUUUUAUUGUACAGACUAAUCAUUUGGUUUAUCAGUGUAUUUCAUGAAGAAAAUCAAAACUGAUAUGAAGAAAGACUUUGGAGCAAAGAAAAACAUAUUUUAUAACAAAAGGACAAGAAAAUAUUGUUAGGAUAGAAAAUUAAUCUUCUGAUCUCGCUGAUGUUUCUAAGUCGCAUGAAUAUUUGACUACUGAAAGUUGUCAAUCAAAUACAAAAUGCCCUUAAUUGUAUCAAAGCUUCCUUGUUAUUGAUUAUUUUAGUGUUAUUUUUAUUUUGAAAGAAUAAACGGAAGUACAAUAAAGAGAAAGUAUAUUGGAUGCUACAGCACAGGUGGGACAGCCUGCUGAGACUGUGUGGUUUCUGAAGGUUCUCUGGUCAUCGCAGGCAACCUGAAGCCACCAUUUUGGUUGUUAUUUCAGUCACUUCAUUGAUUUUUCUCUCAUUUUUGUGCAAAGUUUCAAUGAUCUUUAAGUUUUCAUUUCUUUUUUCUUAUUUUGUUACCACCUUCUUUCAUUUCUGAUCUGAUUCCAGAUUCUACUCUGUAAUAGACAAACAGGUUGUUGACACCAUUGUACAAGAUCCCCUUAUGUGACAAUGCCCAUCUUUUUGCAAAAAAUACUCGGGAAUUCCAGAUUAACAUUUUGUUAUCAGAAAGAUUAAACAAACACCAGAUUAAUAAUAAUAUUAUUAAGUUCUCAUGUUAAACAGACAAAUAAACAUCAUAAAAACCCUGUGGGUCUGAUGCCGUCUGACCCUGCCCUCAU
Molecule: messenger RNA, 7552 nt
Organism: Scleropages formosus (Asian bonytongue)
Lineage: Eukaryota; Metazoa; Chordata; Actinopteri; Osteoglossiformes; Osteoglossidae
Gene: nrxn3a
Product: neurexin 3a
Exons: 22
Coding region: 679-5706 (1675 amino acids)
Source: RefSeq, a predicted model, not a curated record